Poeciliopsis prolifica (blackstripe livebearer) is the source of this 1367-nucleotide messenger RNA. RefSeq names its product threonine aldolase 1 (gene tha1). Gene Ontology annotation, cellular component: cytosol. The transcript is spliced from 7 exons. The coding region runs from base 63 to 1319 and encodes 418 amino acids. NCBI's taxonomy places the organism in Eukaryota, Metazoa, Chordata, Actinopteri, Cyprinodontiformes, Poeciliidae. Gene Ontology annotation, biological process: glycine biosynthetic process; L-threonine catabolic process. Gene Ontology annotation, molecular function: L-allo-threonine aldolase activity. The record is from RefSeq and is a predicted model, not a curated record.
ACCACCGAUUCAAAGUUCAACGUGUAAACACCUGCAGAGAAGAUGACUAAAACAGGAGCAUCAUGUUUCUGAAAGCAUAUUCCUGCAGAGCCUUGGCUUCGUUUCCUCGCCGGAAGCCGCUCAGUGCGCAAUAUGCGGCUCUUGGACUUCCCAAGCGGAGCUACUAUAACGCCGGGAGACCUGGGAGUCCCGGACCCGGCCAGGCGGCUCACGUCCGGGUGGUGGAUCUCCGCAGCGACACGGUGACCAAGCCGGGGCCGGCGAUGCGCCAGGCCAUGGCGCAGGCUGAGGUCGGAGACGAUGUGAUGGGGGAGGAUCCGACAGUGAACGAGUUGCAGAAACUUGCAGCAGAAAUGUUUGGGAUGGAGGCCUCCCUGUUCGUCCCCUCGGGAACCAUGAGUAAUCUCAUCGCAGUGAUGGUGCACUGCAGGGAGCGCGGCGACGAGAUGAUUGUGGGAGACCUCUCCCACCUGCACAUCUACGAGCAAGGAGGAAGCGCUCAGCUGGCCGGCGUCCACGCCACCACGGUGACCACUCGUCCUGAUGGGACAUUUGACUUGCAGCAGCUGGAGUCCAAGAUUCGGCACGGUUACCCCGACCCCCAUUACCCACGCACACGCCUCGUAUGUGUGGAGAACACGCACAACAUCCAGGGAGGACGAGUGCUGCCUCUGCCCUUCCUGCAGGAGGCUCGUGCUUUAGCAGAUCACUACGGCUUGUCGGUUCACAUGGAUGGAGCGAGGGUGAUGAACGCCGCCGUGGCCCUCGGCGUGCCUCCAUCCUCCAUACUGCAGCACACACACACAGUCAGCGUCUGCCUCUCCAAGGGUUUGGGCUCGCCGGUGGGCACCGUGCUGGCCGGACCUCGGGACUUCAUAUCCAAAGCGGUACGCUGCCGCAAAGCCUUAGGUGGGGGGAUGCGACAGGCCGGUGUCCUUGCAGCAGCUGGAAAACUGUCUUUGUUGGAGAUGGUAGGACGGCUUGAGGAAGAUCACCACAAUGCCAAAACCUUUGCUCUGGCCCUGCUCGACUGCCAGCCCUCCCUGUUUGACGUGGACAUGUCGGCUGUGGAGACCAACAUCCUGCGUUUCAGAAUGAAGGAUCCUGCCUUGAGUCCCCAGGAGGUCUGUGCCCGCAUGGGUCAGGUCGGGGAGGGGGAAGAGGCAGCUCUGGGGCAGGGAGUCCGGGUUCUCAUGUACCCUCAUUAUGAGAACUCCAUCAGGGCAGUGUGGCAUCUUGGGAUAUCCCCUGAAGACACCCAGCUGGCUAUCAAGAAAAUGCAGUUUGUGGCUGGUCAGCACUUGAACAAUAGAACCUGAGUGUCUGAAUAAUAUUACUAAUCAUAUAAUAUUAAAGCAGUAAACUUG